ACCAUCUAGUUCUCGAUUCCAAGCACCUCAAUCAAGUCAGAAAGGUUCUCUCCAGUACACCAAGUCUUUUCAAUCUUCAAGAUGCGUUUUUUGUCUGCCUCCUCUCUUCUUUUGGCCCUAGUGCCUGCUAUCAAUGCCGUUCCCGUGGAGGUUGCUAGCAGCGCUCCUGGACUUGAUGUGACUCUCAGCAAGGUUGGCAACACCCGUAUCAAGGCCGUGGUUAAGAACACCGGCAGCGAAGAUGUCACAUUUGUGCACCUCAAUUUCUUCCGGGAUACCGCUCCCGUCAAGAAGGUGUCCCUCUUCCGCAACGCAACCGAGUUGCAGUUCCAGGGUAUCAGGCAACGACUCAUCAAUGAAGGCCUGUCCGACGAUGCCUUGACAACCCUUGCCCCUGGUGCAACCAUUGAGGACGAAUUCGACAUCGCAACAACCAGCGACCUGUCUGAAGGUGGUACUAUCACAGUGAACAGCAAUGGUAUCGUGCCUGUUACCAAGGAGAACAAGGUGACCGGGUAUAUUCCCUUCACCUCGAAUGAGAUCACUAUCGAUGUCGAUGCUGCUGAGGCUGCCACUGUUAGCCAGGCUGUCAAGGUCCUCGAUCGUCGUACCAGAGUCGCAUCCUGCUCUGGUAGCAGGUUGUCAGCUCUUCAGACUGCGCUGAGAAACACUGUCUCUCUGGCACGUGCGGCUGCUACCGCUGCCCAGUCCGGAUCCUCCUCCCGUUUCCAGGAGUACUUCAAGACGACAUCCAGCUCAACCCGCAGCACUGUCGCUGCUCGCCUGAACGCCGUUGCCAGUGAGGCAUCCUCGACCUCCUCCGGAAGUACCACGUACUACUGCAGUGACGCGUAUGGUUACUGCAGCUCCAAUGUGCUUGCAUACACCCUUCCGGCGUACAAUAUCAUCGCCAACUGUGACAUCUACUACACCUACCUUCCGGCCCUGACCGGCAGCUGCCACGCUCAGGACCAGGCAACCACCACCCUUCAUGAGUUCACUCAUGCUCCUGGUGUGUACAGCCCUGGCACAGAUGAUCUUGGUUACGGAUACUCCGCUGCCACUGCCUUGAGCGCUAGAGACGCUUUGAACAACGCCGACACCUAUGCCUUGUUUGCCAAUGCUGUCAACCUCAACUGCUAG
Aspergillus alliaceus is the source of this 1143-nucleotide messenger RNA. RefSeq names its product neutral protease 2-like protein. Bases 82 to 1143 code for a protein of 353 amino acids. Gene Ontology annotation, molecular function: metalloendopeptidase activity. The transcript has 3 exons. The record is from RefSeq and is a predicted model, not a curated record. NCBI's taxonomy places the organism in Eukaryota, Fungi, Ascomycota, Eurotiomycetes, Eurotiales, Aspergillaceae. Gene Ontology annotation, biological process: proteolysis.